Messenger RNA from Phalaenopsis equestris, 3586 nucleotides. Its product is annotated as phospholipase SGR2. Gene Ontology annotation, cellular component: cytoplasm. The record is from RefSeq and is a predicted model, not a curated record. Gene Ontology annotation, molecular function: glycerophospholipase activity; metal ion binding. The transcript is spliced from 25 exons. Bases 455 to 3280 code for a protein of 941 amino acids. Lineage: Eukaryota; Viridiplantae; Streptophyta; Magnoliopsida; Asparagales; Orchidaceae.
UGAUUUCCCUGCACCGUCUUCCCUCGUUCGCUCCUGCAAUAAACCCUCGUCGGAAAAGAAUCGCGGAAGUAGCCGCUGGAGUUUCCCGGCGAAGGCAUCCGAAACACCCUUUUUCCUCACCCUUCGAUUGUACUUGAAGGCCUUGAAGAAAGAAGAAGAAGAAGCGAAGAAGUUGCGACAGGCGCUUGUAUGGAUUGGAAUUAGGUGAAAUCCUGCUUAAAUCGUGGUCAAACCCUGCUACCAAACUGCCCUUAAGGAACAGGACCCUGCAGUGGUCUGUUUGGUUUGGCGGUAGGAGCAUGAUGCGGGGAGCGGUUGCGAAUCGCGGCCGUUUGGUUCAGCGGUACGAGUGCGAUGGGACGCCGUUUUGCUGAAACGCAAGCCGUGAAUUGAACCCCACGGUCUGCGUUCGAGCGAUGCUUAUUACGCAGACUACCCCUCCUUGACCAUCUUGAUGAAUAAUUCAAAUGUCUCUAUGAUGGAACAUGAGAAUAGCGCAAUGUCCUCAGAAAUUAAUCAGGUGGAGACUUCUCCAGAUUUGUUAAAGAACACUCCUUCUAACAUAGCCAGGUUGGAGGAUUUGAUUGAACAAUGCAAGGGUCGCCAAAAAUACCGUGCUCAGACAAGGAGCCCUUCUGAUGGUGAAAAUGUUCGUUGGUAUUUCUGCAAAAUUCCUCUUGCUGAGAGACAGCUUGCAGCUUCUGUUCCUCUCACCGAGGUUGUGGGGAAAAGUGAUUAUUUCAGAUUCAGUGUGAGAGAUUCUCUUGCACUUGAGGUUUCUUUCUUACAGAGAGAGGAGGACAUGCUCUCUUAUUGGUGGAAGGAGUUUGCGGAGUGUAGUGAAGGUCCACAUGGAUCUUAUAGAACUUCAGACUCUUCAGCUUGCAGUGGAUGGGACGAAUUAUAUGUUGUUGAAGAGGAGAGAGUUGGUGUACCUGUAAAAGGAGGCCUUUAUGAGGUUGAUUUAUUUAGGCGGCACAGUUUCCCAGUAUAUUGGAAUGGGGAAAAUCGUCGAGUUUUGAGAGGCCAUUGGUUUGCUCGAAAAGGGGGUUUAGAUUGGUUUCCUGUACGUGAAGACCUUGCAGAGCAGCUGGAGUUUGCUUAUCGGUGUCAGGUUUGGCAUAGGCGGACAUUUCAGCCUUCAGGCCAAUUUGCGGCCCGUGUUGAUUUGCAAGGAGUGACACAGGGCUUGCAUGCUCUUUUCACUGGGGAGGAUGAUACAUGGGAGGCUUGGUUGAACUUUGAAGCAUCUGGGUUUAGUCUAGGACAAGGGAGUGGAAUUAAAUUGAGACGUGGUUUUCAAUCAUCUGGUUCUCUAAAACCAACUCAAGAUGAGCGGCGCCAGCGAAAGGAGGAAGAAAUGGACGACUACUGCUCUCAAGUUCCAGUUGGUCAUCUAGUAUUUAUGGUUCAUGGUAUUGGACAAAGGCUGGAGAAGGCUAAUUUGGUUGAUGAUGUUGGUGAUUUUCGUAGGAUAACUGCUAGUCUUGCUGAAAGGCACUUAACGGCACACCAGCGAGGCACUCAGCGAGUUCUCUUAAUUCCUUGUCAGUGGAGAAAAGGAUUGAAACUCAGCGGUGAAAGUGCUGUUGAUAAAAUUACAUUGGAUGGUGUUCGGAGUCUUCGUGUUACACUAAGUGCAACAGCUCAUGAUGUUUUAUAUUAUAUGAGCCCUAUAUACUGCCAAUAUAUCAUCGAUUCGGUGUCCAAUCAGUUAAAUAAAUUGUACGCUAAGUUUAUGAAGAGAAAUCCACACUACAAUGGGAAGGUUUCUUUAUAUGGUCAUUCAUUAGGAAGUGUUCUAUCUUAUGACAUCCUUUGUCAUCAAGAAUGUUCGACUUCCCCCAUUCAUCAAGAAUGUUCAACUUCCCCCAUUCCUAUGGAUUCUGUGCACACGAGAAAUAAUGCUGAACAGGAACCACAAAUUGAUGUGCCCCGCCCUUCCUUUAUUUAUGGUGAAGCUUCUGUUCAGGAGAUUGAUGAAACCAAAGUCUCUUGUAGUUCCUUAGAGCAUCAUGCUACAGCUCCUCUUCCCACAGAAAAUUUUACUGAUGAUUCCCUGAAGCCUAUUGGUUUUCCAAUUGUUAAUGAUGAAUCGCUCAAUCUUCUUGAAUUAACUUCAGACAAGCAGCAAUAUGAUAAUACACAACCGCUGGAUGCUUGCGACGAGAAAUCUAACACAAAAUUGAGAAGUAAAUCAUGUACUGCAGAAAUUGAUUCUAAUGCAUUAUUUGAUAGUAUGGAAGAAAGUCCUGGAGAAAGUGGGGCUAAAACUGCUGAUCUGUUGGUUAAAGAUGUUAUAGGCAAGGACAAUCUGAUCUCCUUGUUGAGAGAAGAGGUGAAGUCUCUUCAAAUAAGGAAUGCAGAACUAGAACAACAAAUUGAUGCUUUGAAUGGAAAUAGAGUUGGAUGUAGCAAAAGUCAAUCAUCCUUGGAAAAGUCCGAGGAAGAUGCUACAAAAAAGAGUUACACACCCUACAUUAGAUAUACUAAACUUGAUUUUAAGGUUGAUACAUUUUUUGCAGUUGGAUCUCCGCUUGGCGUCUUCCUUUCCCUUCGUAACAUCCGCAUAGGCAUAGGCAAGGGACAAGAUUAUUGGCAAAAUGAGAAUAUUUCUGAGGAGAUGCCAUGUUGCCGGCAGAUGUUUAAUAUUUUUCAUCCUUUUGAUCCUGUAGCAUACAGAGUAGAACCACUUAUUUGCAAAGAGUACGUCAGCAAGCGGCCUGUUAUUAUACCAUAUCACCGGGGAGGAAAGAGGUUGCAUAUAGGACUUCAGGAAUUCAGUGAGGAUGUAGCAGCACGCUCUCAAGCCAUGGUGAAUAGCUUGAAAUCCUUAAAGGUUAAAAUGAUUAAUGUGUUUCAAUCAAAACAUGAGUAUACUUUGGAAGUUGAAGAUAAUCAAGAAAAAGAACAAUCAUAUGGCGCCGCCAUGAUUGAAAGACUGAUUGGACACACGAAUGGUAGAAUUGACCACGUCCUUCAGAGUAAAACAUUUCAGCACCCAUACAUAUUAGCUCUUGGGUCCCACACAAAUUAUUGGCGUGAUCCUGACACUGUUCUUUUCAUUCUUAAACACCUGUACCGUGAUAUUCCUGAAUCCCUUCAUGAAGAAACGAGUACUGGCAGUUCGCAUAUUAGCAAUGGAGAAGAAACUCCUUUCUACGAGAAGGAUUUUCUCGAUGAAGAUUUUUCUUUGACAUUUUCAGAUCCUUUAUGGUUCAGAGAUUUUUGUAAGAAAUCAGAUAAAGCUAUGCCAUACCCUUCAGAAGCGGACGGGUAAAUGCAUGUAUUGUAUCGCGAACUCGUCCCAGGCAUGUAAUCCGCUGUUCUGUGAUAUUCUCGCCAUCUACAUAUUAUCAAAAAAUCACUCAAGAGAGGUAUGUGAUCCGCUGUUCAAGUCAUUUGCGUGCAUUAAGAUUAACUUUCUGUGUUUUGUAACAUGGAAGUGAGUGGUGAAGCAAAUGGGUUGUAUUUGUAUAUUCUUUAUUAUAGUUAAUAACAAAUAUCCACAUUGAACCCUUCAUGUAAACUACUGUAAGUAUUUAUAGAUAUCCACUCUGAAUACUAAAGAAACUAACAAAGAAUU